This is a messenger RNA of Haplochromis burtoni (Burton's mouthbrooder), 4853 nucleotides long. It is a transcript of the gene cdh8, whose product is annotated as cadherin 8. The coding region runs from base 689 to 3085 and encodes 798 amino acids. Gene Ontology annotation, cellular component: adherens junction; catenin complex; synaptic cleft. Gene Ontology annotation, molecular function: cadherin binding; calcium ion binding. Gene Ontology annotation, biological process: synaptic transmission, glutamatergic; multicellular organism development; adherens junction organization. The record is from RefSeq and is a predicted model, not a curated record. NCBI's taxonomy places the organism in Eukaryota, Metazoa, Chordata, Actinopteri, Cichliformes, Cichlidae. The transcript has 12 exons.
ACUGCGAUAAGAACCGUUUUACCUGCACACAUCUAGAUAAUACCUACAGCUGCAGCCGGCAAUGUGAGACGAUAACCUUUGCGCGUCCGUGCCUGGGCAGAGCGGCAUGCAUUCAUUUGUGCGCCUGUUGACCCGACUCCUCAUCAACCCAAUGAGCGCAGUGGAGGGGAGGCUCUCUUCGCCACCGUGCAUCUCUCCUCCAUCUCUUCCUCACUUUUCCAGUCGGCCAGCAAGCCUGUAGGAGCUCUUAACUACAACACCAACACUGUCACUCCGCACUGACAAACUGCGGGAAGGAUUUCUAGCCGUUUGACUCUCCGGCUUUUGCUUAUUUAUCCACCGCCUCGAAUGAAACGCAUUGGAGUUUCUGGCGUUUUAAGGGGAGAAAUAAUGCAGCACUGGAAAAGGAUGCAAGUCUCACUAGUCCCCCCCUCGGAAUAAUGCCAAAUGGAUGCUGUGCUAAGAGAGUUACCCCCUCACCAAAUGCUAUGGAGGUAUGCCAAGGUGUGCAAGUGACCUUUACCACACCAUGAAUGCAAGCACUGCUGUUAAAGGAGGACACAAGUAACCUUUUCUUGUUAUCUAACAAGGAGCGGUUGAUCUGAAGAGAGGAGGGGGCAAACAACGCGGGGAGAAGAAUCCCGUAAAACAAACAAACAAACAAACAAACAAAACACACAGCGACAGGAUGCCAAAGCGGUCUGAGGAGAUGCUCAUGGAUCUGUGGCUGUCCUUGCUGCUGGUGUGGAUUACUUGUGUUCUGUCCGUGUCUAUGACUCCUAUCAUAGGCCAGUCCAAAAGUACACAAACUGGUGGGUCCGCAGUGGUGGCGAGCAGUGUUGGCGAAGGACAAAGAUUACUAAGCCGCGCCAAGAGAGGAUGGGUUUGGAAUCAAAUGUUUGUGCUGGAGGAAUUUUCUGGACCAGAUCCAAUUCUAGUUGGCAGGCUUCACACAGACAAGGUGGACAAUGACACAGCCAGAUACAGCCUUUCAGGUGAGGGGGCAGGCACCAUCUUUGCCAUCAAUGAGAAGACAGGUGACAUCCACGCGAUGAAGAGGUUGGACCGCGAGGAGAAGGCUGAAUACACACUAACCGCCAAAGUCACUAAUGGUAUUACAGGCCAGCUUCUGGAGCCCAUGACUGAGUUCAUCAUCAAAGUCCAGGACAUAAAUGACAAUGCACCAAAGUUCACCGAAGGCCCGUAUCAUGCCGCUGUUGAAGAAAUGUCUGCUGUUGGUACCUCAGUUAUCACAGUAACAGCUACAGAUGCCGAUGAUCCGGUGUACGGAAACAGCGCUAAGCUAGUCUACAGCAUACUGGAGGGACAACCAUAUUUCUCUGUUGACCCCAACUCAGCAACCAUAAGAAUUGCUCUGCAUGGGAUGGAUCGUGAGAUGAGAGAGGAUUAUCAGGUGGUCAUUCAAGCUAAAGACAUGGGAGGUCACAUGGGUGGUUUGUCUGGAACUACUACUGUCAGCAUCACACUACAAGACAUCAAUGACAAUCCACCAAAGUUCUCUAAAAGUUUGUAUGAGUUUGUGAUCCCUGAAGACCUACCAUUAGGGAAAGAGGGUGGCAAGGUGAAAGCAAAUGACCGCGACAUCGGUGAGAAUGCCAAGUCGACGUACAGCAUCAUCGAAGGAGACGACCAAGGCGUGUUUGAGAUUAUUACGAACGCAACGACACAGGAAGGGAUUCUACAGCUCAGAAAACCUUUAGACUAUGAGAGCAAGAGAAACUACACACUCAAAGUUGAAGCUACCAACAUCCGCUCAGAACCCAGGAGUAAUGGGCCCUUUAAGGACACAGCUACAGUGAAAAUUGUGGUUGAAGACUCAGAUGAGCCUCCUGUUUUCUCCAAACCUAUGUACUUAUUAGAAGUGGAUGAGAACGCGCCCAUCAACAAGAUCAUAGGCACAGUCACUGCCAGGGACCCGGAUGCUACUGGGAGCCCUAUCAGGUACUUCAUUGAUCGACACACAGAUCUGGAGAGGCAGUUCAACAUCAAUGUGGACAAUGGCAGGAUCACGCUGGCCAAACCAUUGGACAGAGAGACAGACAUGUGGCACAAUAUUACAGUAACAGCCACAGAAGUCAGAAAUCACAGUCAGAUAUCAAGGGCAGUUGUGGCCAUCAGAGUAAUGGACAUUAACGACAAUGCACCCGAAUUUGCCACCGAAUACGAGGCCUUUUUAUGUGAAAAUGGAAAGCCUGGACAGGUGAUCCAGACUGUCAGUGCGGUGGACAAAGAUGACCCAAUCCAGGGCCAUUACUUUGACUAUCGUUUAGUCCCUGAGAUGCUAAACAACCCCAAUUUUACCAUCAAAAACAACCAAGACAAUUCAAUCAGUGUCCUAGCCAAGCAUGAUACCUUCCGACGACAGAAACAGGAGAUGUACUUCCUGCCAAUCAUUGUGACGGACAAUGGGAAUCCGCCGAUGAGCAGCACCAACACCUUGACGAUCAGAGUCUGUGGGUGCAGUAAGGAUGGCAUUGUCCAGUCUUGCAACGUGGAGGCGUAUGUCUUACCCAUUGGACUUAGUAUGGGGGCUUUAAUUGCCAUCCUUGCCUGCAUUAUACUACUGCUAGUAAUAGUAGUACUAUUCGUGACCUUGAGGAGACACAAGAAUGAGCCUCUGAUUAUCAAGGAUGACGAAGAUGUGAGGGAGAAUAUUAUCCGUUAUGAUGAUGAAGGAGGAGGUGAAGAGGACACCGAAGCAUUUGACAUUGCCACGCUGCAGAACCCGGAUGGCAUCAAUGGGUACCUGCCACGCAAGGAUAUCAAGCCUGACCUGCAGUUUAUGCCACGGGCAGGUCAACAUUCGGGUCCAAAUGGUGUGGAUGUAGAUGAAUUCAUCAACGUACGGCUCCACGAGGCAGACAAUGAUCCAACAGCACCACCUUACGACUCCAUCCAGAUCUAUGGAUACGAGGGCCGGGGAUCCAUUGCUGGCUCCCUCAGCUCACUGGAGACAGCGUCAUCAGACUCUGACCAGAACUAUGACUAUCUCAGAGAAUGGGGUCCACGCUUCAGAAGACUUGGGGAGCUCUACUCUGUGGGUGAGAGUGACCGUGAGACCUGACCUUUGAUUUCUUAAAAACAAACAAACAAAAAAAAAGACUUAAGAUUUUUUUUUCUGUCCACAUACUUGUGUAUUGAACGCUAGGGGGUUUGUUGGCUUUUAGAAACUGGUGUUUAAAAAGAAAAAAAAACAGUUAAUAACAAGGGAGGCCACCUUUUUGUAAUCUUUUUAGAGUGAGGUAUAGCAGUUGUCAUCUACUAUGUCAAGCGCAUUAUAAUUGUUCAGCCAAACAAUGUCUUUAUUAGGAGAUCUAUGAUUCUUGUGGAGUGUAACUUAGAUUCCGUUGUGGAGUGUCUAGCAGUAUUUUGGGUGUUAGUCAUUUACUGUGACUACCAGUAGCAGAAAAACCCUGGCACUGCUGGUAGUUGCUCAGUGAACAGAUAUUUGUGGGUUCUCUGAAGCUUGAGCGGACACCAUGCUCGAUGCUCCAUGGACAACAAGCUGGACUACAGAAGGUGGAGAGGGUUUCCUGUCUCCCUAAGCCACGCAGCUGAUGGUGAUUGCAAGGAACAAGACAAUGACAAAGCAAUAUAUGGUCUUCAUUACAAUGAUGAAUGUAUGUAUGAUUUGAAAAAAAGCAAAAAGACAAACCAGUAUUGGCUUUAAGGUGAAUUUGUUAUCAUUUGAUAUGUUCUCUGGUGGCCACAUUUAUAAACUAUCUAAAGCCCAGAAAGGCUUGCUUUAUACAACUCUUUGUAUUUACAUGCUACAGGUGUGGGUUGCAAGCGUUACUAGCCUAUAAAAGACUGAAGUGAAGACAAAAAAGAGAAAUGUAGAAACUCUGAGGCCUUCUUUUUACAGAAGCAACAUUAAAUACAAUUGUAAUCUACUGUUUUUGACAAGAGAUGUGUUGAUUCUUCAUUAUUGUUCUGAGUUUUUGUAUAUCUGCUCCUAAGUCUUUUUUUUCUGUGCUGACUAUUUGAAGUGAGUGUGUUCAGAUUAUUUCACAUUCAACAGUUUUUUUCUAACCACUCAAACACUAUUUCAUAACAGCCAAACCAUAUCAUAAACCUAUUGCAGUUGAUGAUGUAGAUUAGAUUUAAGCAGGCAAACAAGACCUCUAGGUUACUGUAGCAAUGCAGAUGAAUUCAUUAAUUGGGACUUCAGAAAUGGGAUCUUUCUGACACAUGCUAAUUCUGUGUAAAAUAUAUUUCGUAAUAUAUUCCGAGGUGCAGCGUCUGAGCACAAUAGUCCAAUUGAGAACUAAGUGACUCUUUUUAAACAUCAAAUCUCAUUUAGGAAACACAGAUUGUGUUAGCCCAAGAAAAAUGAAUUUGCGGAUCAGGACCAUGUGCAUAUUGUGCUUACACUGUAUGAUAUCAAUAAAAAGACUUGUACUGUACAUAGAGUUACUGCUAACGUCAUUAGCUUUCAAUGAGGUGGUAGGUUUUGUCUCUGCACGUUAGCUCUUGCACAUUAUGAGAAUUUCAAUGGCACUACAGCUGCGUGCAUACUCAGUUUGUACUGAUACAGUAUUAUGGCAGUUCUCGGUAGACUAAACAAUAUAUAUGGAAUAGUCCUACAUGCAGAUCAUAUUUUCUACUGUGCUUUAAUGCUUAUAAAUGUGUAUGUUCAAUUAUUUACUCCCUGUACUGUAAUCUAAGAUACCCUGUAUUGUUUCCUACUUUGUGAAAUAUAUUUUUAUAAAUAUUGCCGAAUGAGUGUGCUUUUCUUAUACAGGCUAGAGGUCAACACUACAAAACGUUGAAGACAGUGCUACACAGCAAAAUCUCCAGUGUUAAAUUAACACUAGAGAGUGUCUACAUGG